AUGAAUUGCAUAGCGAAUGCAGCCGAGGUCGUCAGAUAUCCUCCAUGGCUAUCGGCAAUGUGCCUACAAAGCGGUCUUUCCGCAGCCACUGUGGUCGUCUCAAUCUUUUUUGCGCUCCGAUUGAAGGAAAAGACGAUGUUCAGCUUCUCCACGAUUUUUCUGCUCACACUAGCGACUUUCUUCGCAAAUUUGCAUGCGAUUGUAUUGUUGGGGAUUCAGUUGCACCACUUCGUACUCAGUGCAAUCUACACUAGUGCAUGUGAUCUGAGCCUGACGACACAUGCGUGCUAUGUUCCGAACUAUUUGAUCCUGUGCUGUAUACUCGGAAUGGUCGUGUGUCAAAAUGCAUUGUGGAUGGAUCGUUUAGCGGCAACGUUUCUUCCGAAGGUUUACUCAAAACAUUCCAAGCAGUUCGUGAUAGUGCUCGGCAUUCUAGUGAUUUUCAUCUCAUUUCUUGUGCCCUUUCUGCUGCUGCGCAAGGAUCCGUACGAUGACCGUGUGCUCACGUGUGUGAUUACCCCGAGGGGAAGUGCUGCAAAUGUUAAUGGACUCUUCACUUCUUUAAUCUGCCUAAAUUUCAUCGCAGUUUUCGUUAACAUUUGCCUGUUCGUCAUCAAUAAGCAGAGAGAAAAAAUGUUGCGGUUUAACGUCAGCGAUCGCUAUCAAGCGUACGAGAAUAUUACCGCAACUAAAUGGAUCGGAUUGAUUGCAUGUACGCAAUUUCUCGUCUUGACCACAUAUUCAGCAGCAAUGUAUUUUAUUAGGACCACCGAAGGUAUUUUUUCGGAUGUGCAGACGCAAAACUUGAGGAUAUGGUUCUUUCUGGUACCGUUAUCAACGUUUACACUGCCGCUCAUCUCGCUUUCUGCUUUUCGACACAUCUCCCAGAGGCGGCAUUCAUCAAUAGUCCGAUUAACUCAUGAAAAAGUCGACCAGUCUGCUUAUAUGACUGGCUUGAACCAAACAUGGAAUAAAAAAUGA
This is a messenger RNA of Necator americanus (New World hookworm), 981 nucleotides long. RefSeq lists its product as uncharacterized. Gene Ontology annotation, cellular component: membrane. Bases 1 to 981 code for a protein of 326 amino acids. Gene Ontology annotation, biological process: sensory perception of chemical stimulus; detection of chemical stimulus involved in sensory perception. The record is from RefSeq and is a predicted model, not a curated record. Lineage: Eukaryota; Metazoa; Nematoda; Chromadorea; Rhabditida; Ancylostomatidae. Gene Ontology annotation, molecular function: G protein-coupled receptor activity; olfactory receptor activity. The transcript is spliced from 5 exons.